Molecule: messenger RNA, 234 nt
Organism: Didymodactylos carnosus
Lineage: Eukaryota; Metazoa; Rotifera; Eurotatoria; Philodinida; Philodinidae
Source: the annotation of a GenBank genome assembly
AUGGCACUAAAAAGUAAUAAUUUUGAUAACAGUGUAUGUUCUGGAGAUGGCAGAGGCGGUGAAGUUGAUCCGGAUGAUAAUAAUAAAAAAGACAAGUAUCAUGUUUUUCAUGAUGAAAAUCAACAAAUAUCACCAGUACAAAUACAAUUUUUAAAAUGUCAAUUGCCAUACAUAUUUUCCGCGAAAACUAUAUAUGAUAUGGAUGCAUCGGUCAAAUAUAUUAUCAGUGAGUAA